AUGGCUGCUAUCAAUGCUAUGCACCAGAAGGAUUGCCGUACCGACGAGCAGAAGGAAGCAGACAAGGAAAAGGAAGAGGAAGAGAAGGAUCGCACCGAAAAGAGCUACUUGCUCUAUGUUGCCCGCGCGCAGUCCAAGUACGAGCGCCAAAUGGAGCUCAAGGCCCUGGCCCGCUUCUGCAGGGGCCGUGGGGCAUCUGCAGAGAACAUUCAGCUUUCAGAGGAGAAGAUGCCGCCAAAGGAUCCG
Messenger RNA from Symbiodinium necroappetens, 246 nucleotides. The record is from the annotation of a GenBank genome assembly. NCBI's taxonomy places the organism in Eukaryota, Dinophyceae, Suessiales, Symbiodiniaceae.